GGCGGCUCCGCCGGGCCGGGGCUGCCGCGGGGGAGCGGGCGCAGGGCAGAGCCCGACAGAGCAGCGAGGGCGGCAGGGCGGGCACCGCGGCCGCGGAGGGUCGGCGAGGGCCGCCUGCAGGUGUGAAGCAGCUGGGUGCGGAAGUUCUGCAUGGUUUUAAUUUUUGCUUGGGAUUGUACUGAUCUGGAAAUUUUUGUAUCAAGACCUUGAGAAUAAAAUACACAUGGCACAGAUUGUAACAUUUUUUCAGAUGCUGUUAGUUCUGCUACUUCAUGAUUAUAUGUCAGCUGAAGAUGGCGAAACAAGAGCAAGUUGCAGAACUGCUCCAGCAGAUUUAGUUUUUAUCUUGGAUGGCUCUUACAGUGUUGGCCCAGAAAACUUUGAAAUAAUCAAAAGUUGGCUUGUCAAUAUUACGAGAAACUUUGACAUAGGGCCCAAGUUUAUUCAAGUUGGAGUUGUCCAGUACAGUGAUUACCCUGUACUUGAAAUUCCCCUUGGAACUCAUGACUCCUCUGAGAACCUCAUCAGGGAAAUGGAGUCCAUACACUAUCUGGGAGGAAAUACAAGAACAGGAAGAGCUAUUCAGUUUGCCUUUGACCAUCUUUUUGCAAAAUCUUCACGAUUUUUAACAAAAAUAGCAGUUGUUCUCACUGAUGGAAAGUCCCAAGAUGAGGUCAAAGAUGUAGCAGCAGAAGCAAGGAAAAAUAAGAUCACUUUGUUUGCAAUUGGUGUUGGCUCUGAAAUUGAGGAGGAUGAACUUAAAGCUAUUGCCAAUAAACCUUCAUCAACAUACGUAUUUUAUGUUGAAGACUAUAUUGCAAUAUCAAGAAUUAAAGAAGUUAUAAAACAGAAACUCUGUGAAGAAUCUGUUUGUCCGACAAGAAUUCCAGUGGCAGCUCGAGAUGAAAAAGGAUUUGACAUUCUUGUAGGAUUAGGUGUGAAAAAAAAAGUUAAAAAGAGAAUUCAAAUAUCAACCACUAAUGCAAAAGCUUAUGAAGUAACCUCACGUGUUGACCUUUCAGAAUUAACCAGGAAUGUGUUUCCAGAAGGUCUCCCUCCAUCCUAUGUGUUUGUUUCCACUCAAAGAUUUAAAGUCAAAAAGACAUGGGAUUUGUGGAGAAUCCUGAGUCUAGAUAAGAGACCACAGAUAGCAGUUACUGUUAAUGGAGAAGAGAAAACAUUAUCAUUCACUACAACAAGUUUAAUAAAUGGCACACAAGUUAUUACAUUUGCUGCACCUCAUGUAAAGACAUUGUUUGAUGAAGCCUGGCAUCAAAUUCGUCUCUUAGUAACAGAAGACUUUGUAACUUUAUAUAUAGAUGGCCAAGAGAUUGAAACAAAGCCAUUACAUCCUGUUUUAGGUAUUUACAUCAGUGGCCUAACCCAAAUAGGAAAGUAUUCUGGAAAGGAGGAAACGGUACAGUUUGAUAUACAAAAACUGCGAAUCUACUGUGACCCAGAGCAAAAUAAUCGAGAAACAGUCUGUGAGAUCCCAGGAUUUAAUGGAGAGUGCAUGAAUGGUCCCAGUGAUGUAGGCUCAACACCUGCCCCCUGCAUAUGCCCACCAGGAAAGCAAGGACCUCCAGGCCCCAAAGGUGACCCUGGGCAGCCUGGGAAUCAUGGUUAUCCUGGUCUGCCUGGUCCAGAUGGUAAGCCUGGAUACCAGGGAUCAGCAGGAACUCCAGGUGUCCCAGGAACUCCAGGGAUUCAAGGACCUCGUGGCUUGCCAGGUGUCAAGGGAGAACCAGGAAAAGAUGGGGCAAAGGGUGACAGUGGAUUACCCGGUUUUCCUGGAUUACAUGGGAUGCCAGCACCAAAGGGAGAAAGAGGUCCUAAAGGAGAUCAAGGAGUGCCAGGAAUAUAUGGAAAAAAGGGUUCAAAAGGAGAGAAGGGUGAUACAGGGUUUCCAGGAGUCCCUGGGCGAUCUGGAGACCCUGGCAGAAAUGGGAAAGAUGGAUUACCGGGCAGUCCUGGCUUCAAGGGAGAAGUUGGGCAGCCUGGAUCUCCAGGCCUAGAAGGACAUCGAGGAGAGCCUGGAAUCCCUGGAAUUCCUGGAAAUCAAGGAGCAAAAGGACAAAAGGGUGAGAUUGGACCGCCAGGUCAACCAGGAGCAAAAGGGUCACCAGGAGAUACUGGUUUGAUGGGACCAGAAGGUUCACUUGGUCUGCCUGGAGCUCCUGGGCCUAAGGGUGAUAAAGGCGAACCAGGAAUACAGGGGAAACCAGGAUCAUCAGGAGCCAAGGGAGAUCUAGGCGUACCAGGGGCUCCAGGUGAACCAGGCUACCCAGGCAUUCCUGGUACCCAGGGAUUAAAGGGGGAGAAAGGAAACCAAGGUGACACUGGUAUCCAGGGACUGAAAGGAGAAAAAGGAAGACAAGGAAAUCCAGGUUUACAGGGAGUAGAAGGAUUGAGUGGAGAACGAGGAGAGAAAGGUGAGAAAGGAGAUCCAGGCAUUCAAGGCAUCGGUGGACAAAAAGGAGAAUCUGGUGCCCAGGGUGUGAUUGGACCUCCUGGUCUCAGAGGUCAGCCAGGAGACAGAGGACCCCCAGGACCACCUGGAUCAGAUGGAAAACCUGCACGAGAAUUUUCAGAAGAGUUUAUUCGACAGGUGUGUUCAGACGUACUGAGAACCCAGUUGCCUGCCAUCCUCCAGAGUGGAAGACUCCAAAACUGUAACCAUUGUCAGUCCCAAAGUGCUCCCCCAGGACUUCCAGGACCACCAGGUCCCAGAGGCCCCGAAGGCCCACGAGGGUUUCCUGGUUUACCAGGGAGUGAUGGCAUUCCGGGGCUGAUGGGCAUGCCAGGCCGCCCUGGGGCUCGUGGGACAAGAGGACUGCCAGGGAAGAAUGGUGCAAAAGGCAGUCAAGGAAUUGGCGUUCCUGGGAUCCAAGGCCCCCCAGGGCCUCCAGGUCCUGAGGGUCCACCAGGCAUGAGUAAGGAAGGACGUCCUGGAGAGCGUGGGCAGCCUGGUAAAGACGGAGAUCGUGGCACUCCAGGAAUGCCAGGACCAGUUGGACCCCCCGGAAUUUGUGACCCAUCACUGUGUUUUAGUGUCAUUGUGGGGAGAGAUCCAUUUAGAAAAGGACCAAAUUAUUAAUUUGUGAUAUGAAAAUUUAGAGGAAUAGUUAUGGUGCUUAUCUUUCGUGGUUGUUCAAAUCUCAGGAAGGUGACCAGCAGUAAUCCCACAAGAAGGGCAAAAGUACCUCUGACAUUAAAUGCAUUAAAAUAAUGGUCUCAAAGGUUAUACAUUGCUUUAGACAAAAAAUUUCAAAACUCCAGUCACUUUUUUUUUAUACCUUGCACUGGUUGAAUCUCAAGUGUUUUUAAAGAGAUUAUCAGUUUUAAUAGAAAUAAAACUAACUAUAAUAUUUGGUAUUUAGUAUUUAAGUGUCCUAUCAUUCUCCUUUUACCUCUUUUUACCAGAGAAAGUCCUUUGCAAAAUUGCUGGAAACACCACUGGGAGCAGGAUUAGGUCUUAAAUGGCAUUGGUCAGGUAUAAAUAACUGUGAAAUUUUUCACAUGCAGCCAACAUAGACAGUAUUUGAUUUUGAAAGAAUAUGGCUGGCUUUGACUUCAUAUGUGUGCAAAUUUCAUUGCCUUACGUACAUUUCAUAUGUCAUUGCUCCAGAUGUGAGUGAAAGCAUGUUAUCAGAUUUUUAUGAAUUAAGACAGAUACUUUGACUCAUCAUAGAAGAAAUGUCACCUAUUUUCCCAUGAAGCUCUGCUUAAAACUGAGGUGAAAUGCAAGCAUAGAACUACCAGUUCAAGGGCCAAGGUUUUAUUGAAGAUGGUACUGUCAAUUACUGAAUGUCACAAGUUUCUAUGCGGGUGAUUCAACUCAUAUGAAAAUAGCAUUAAAAAUAAAAAAGAGCAAAAAACUGAUUUUAGCUAUGAUUUGAUAAAAUUAAAAGAUUUAAAAAUGUUUGCACAACCCCAAUGUAGCAGUUCUGUGUAAUGAAGUAUCAAGUUGUAUACUCUUUGCUGUUUCUGCUCAAGGACUGCUUGCCAAAUUGAAGAAGCAGGUUUACAAGGAGAAAGGCCUAACUGGUGUCUGACCAGGUGCAAUGUUUGUUAUGCUGUUUUCCUUUUGCAUUUUAAGCCAGCUGUGUGUAAUUUUCAUUGUAUGCUUUGCUAAUGAAGUGUACUGCUUGCUUUUGCAUAAAGAGCAAAAGCCCAGUUCCCAUGAGAAUUUAAAAUCCAUUUCUUAAAUUAAGGCAGAGUCCAGUAUUAAGUUAACCUAUGCUUCAUAAGUCACUUUUUCUAAUGUGUUGUUUUUCUGUUGUCCUACUAUCAGAGAUUGUUAAUAUGCUUGACAUUCAAGGUAAAAUAAAAGACAUACUUUCCAAUAAAAUAUAUGGUUGAGUGAAUUAUGAGUCUGAGAGGAGACAAAACCAAGACCAACCAAACAAGGGCAAGUCAGAAGGACCUCUGACUGCAGUGAAUGCAAACAGAAGACCAGAAUUCCUUACUUGUAGAAAAAUCCUCUUGAUUUUCAGCCAGUCUGAUUGGUAGCGUUGUUUAUGAUUUAAUUUGAUCAAAUUAACACCUUGAAUUUUAAAAGUAGUGGUGGUUUUCUCACCCCAUUAGUCCUGCUGGAGGGUUGUUUCUGAAUAACUAAGGAUCUGUGACUAAUUUCCAGGUUGCAUCUAUUAAUUGGCCCUUUCUUGUAGUUUUUUAUAUGCCUGGCCAAUUUCUAUUUGAGCUCAGCUUUGGUUUUCUGUCUGCAUUUCUGUGCAUUGUAGCAGUGCCCAUGUAGUUCUUGACAUGUGUUUAUCUGCAUUUCCAACUGUGGGACACUUCUCUUUUAACAGACUUGGAAGCUCACAGUUAUGCCAAGCUGGUCUCUUGCUCUGUCUACUUCUCUAUCUUUAAAGGAGAUGAACUGUUGUGCUUCCAGGAAGAAAAUUUUAGAAGAACUUCUGGCAUGUGAUAGCUCCUAUAUCCUUCAUGGAAGCUUCCCAUGAAAUCCUUCCCAAUUUAUCUUUGAGAGAGCUGAAAUUGAUCGACAUAUACUUGAGGUGAUCUUCUGCUUGUCAUCUUGUCAGGCAGCUAAGGAGCAUUUGUCUUAAUGUUUUUUUGCAGGUUUUUUUUGGUCUGUGCAAAUAAAAGAGGUAGUUACUCAUUCUCUGCUCUUUCUGGUAUCUAAAGUAGCUCAGUUUGGCCUAGCAUGAGUGUUUCUGUAUAGUGCUGCUCAAAGAGUACAAGCUAUGCUAGUUACGUCAGACAAAAUCUCAUGUUGGACCCAUUGCAUUUUGUGUAAUAAUAUGAUAAGAAAGACUGAGUAAACUAAAUAAUUAAGAGGCUUCACUGAAUGUAAACCCAAAUUCUAAGCCUUGAUCUGCAAAAGGAUGUUUGAUGCUGAAUCUGAUUCCCUACACUGCUGAGCUGUUUGGAUGCUUUGACCAAUAGUGCUGCUGUAUCUUCAGUAUUUUGCUUUGAAUUUGAGUCUGUGGAACUGUCACAUUUCUGCAAAAAGGAUUUGGUUUUGCCAAACUGAAUUUUCCAGAAGACAUGCUAGCCAUCCAGUCUGUGCAGAUGCCUUUUAGAAAGUUAUUAGUAACAAUGUAGCUUAAAUAAAUGGAGACACUUUGAAAAUGUACUUUUACAUUAUUAAAUUCCCAGGAGCUCUAUAGGAAGCAUCUUGCAUCCCAGUGAAAGGCCUAGGUUAAAGCCUAGAAACUUGUGAUUUCAAUUAUUGCUCCUUAAAAGAUUUUGUCAAGUCAGAAUUUAGGAGACUUCACAAUCAUUUCAUUUCCUGACUUCAUUUGAUAUAGUGGGAUUAUACAGCAAUGUAGGUGUGUCCAAGAUUGUAUCUUGAUUGGAUCUUUUAACUGAGAAUAUGAACAUAUUUCCAGAUCUUCAUCUGGUUCUACAGUAAGAGGUUAAAAAUGGUAUAAACUCAAGUAUUAUCAGAUUAAUGAUCCACAGAAGAGAGACUUUUAUUUAGUAUUGAUGCAAACUAUAUGAGGUUCUUGCAGAUGUUGAUUUUCAAUCAGAAGCUGUGAAUUAAAAAGAUCACAAUGCAAGAUGUCACCAUCUCACUUCCCAAUAUUCUCUGGAAGUAGUUACUAGAAACUCUGUUAGCUGACGUUUGCUUGCUUACUCUCCUGAUAUUAGUCAUUAAAAACUGGAUCUUGGGCUAGUUUUUAAGCAGAGGGCAAGAUAAAAAAAAAGGAUUUCUGGAUUUUUUUAAAAUACAUUUUGCUGUCUAACCUUGAGUUAAGAAGUAUCCUCUCUGGCUGGUCUAGUGCCUGUUGAUGACAGCAGAGGAACUGUAAUUCAUUACACUAAAUUUUUAAUAUGGCUUGAUCUCGUAAUAUCUCUGUGUGCAUAAAAUAGAUUUAAUAUUUACCACUUUACUGUGCUCAUUGAUUUCUGUUUUCUCUCAGAUACUUAAGCAUGUACUUGGACACAAAGAUGCAGAAUGGAAAAGAAUUACUGUGGGAACUGGAUUUGGACGUUUUUUUUCUUUAAUCUCACUUUAAUGAAAGCCUAGUGCUGUAUAGAUGGAGCUCAGCAAUUUUCACCUUUGAGAAUCAUGAUAGAAAAGCUUGGAGUAAAUACAUAUGGAGUGAUGUGUCUAUAUACGAUUUACUAAAAGACCAGAUGUCACAGAUGGUUUCCACUUGUGCAGAUUUAUUUGGUAAAUACAUAAAUGUAUAUAUAUAUCUUGUGUGUGUGUAUGUGUGUGUAUGUAUCAUUCUCAGUUCUUCAUUUAAGUGAAAGAUAUCAUAAUCCUACAAAUAAAAAUAAAAAUAAAAAAACCAUAAAAUCAUAAAGUGGCUUGGGUUGGAAGCCAUGGGCAGGGACAUAUCCUUCCACUAGACCAUCCAUCCUGUCCUUGAACACUGUCAGGGAUGGGGCAUCCACAACUUCUCUGGGCAACCUGUUGCAGUGCUUCACCAUCCUGACAGUAUAUCUUCCCCACAAUACCAAUUCUCUUAAUCUUUCUUCAUAAACGUGGGGCUCCAUCCCUCUUAUCAUCUUGUUGUCCCUCCUCAGGACUCACUCCAGCACGUCCUUUUCUUCCUGUGCUGGGGUCACUGCAGGUGGGGUCUCACCAAGUGGAGCAGAGGCCCAGAGUCCCUUCCCUCACCCUGCUGGCCAUGCUGCUUUUGGUGCAGUGCAGGAUACAUUUGGCUUUCUGGGCUGCAAGUUGACAUUGCCAGCCCAGCCUCUCAUCUACCAGCACCUCCAGGUCCUUCCCAUCAGGGCUGUUCUGGAUCUGCUCAUCCCCCAGCCUGGAUUGAUACUGAGGGUUGCCCUGACUCCAGUGCUGCACGUUGCACUUGGUCUUGUAAAACCUCACAAGAUUGCCGUGAGCCCACUUCUUGAGCUUGUCCAUGGCCCUGUGGAUGGUAUCCUGUCUUUCUGGACUGUGCAGUCUAGUCUGGAAAUCUAGUCUUGUAAGAACUGAACUAUUGCAGUCCUUCUACUGCUUCAGAGCCAAGGUGUCAUUGUCAGGUUCAGGAGUAGCCAGCAUAUGUCAAGGUUGGUGGCCUUUCAGAGGAGGAGCUGAGAACUGCUAGCUAUGCAUCUUUCAGAACUAGACAACCUCAUUUCUGUGAAAACUCAAGGUGAAUUAAAAUGAAAUUUCAGUGCAUCUGACUGUCCUAGAAAUGAACAUUGCCAAGAUCUGUCACUAUGGCUCACAUGGAUUGAAUCAAACCUCUGUGAAAAGAUAUGUAAGUUUUUCUUGUAGGGGGAACACAUAGAUGAUAAAUCAAAAUAUCUGAUAAUCCAUAGUCACCAGAGACCAUAACCCUUUUAAGAGCUAUUGCCUUCUGGGGUGCUACUGAAAUGUUUAAAAGUUGAACUAAUAUAUAUAUAUAUUAAAAAAAAAAAAAAAAAAAAAAAAAAAAAAAAAAAAAAAGGUGGGUUUUUUUUUCUGUUGAUAAGCAGGAUCUUCUCAUAGAGGACAUCAUCUAUGUAUCUUGGAGAAUUUAAGUACAUUUUUGCAAUGGGGAAAUCAUUACUAUAUGAUUCCUGAUUUUUUCUUUACAAGCAUCUUCCCUCUCCCAGUAUUUGCAUACAAGUGUUUUUUUUUGUAUCAAAAAAUAUUCUGAUGACAUUCCAGUAUAUUGUAUUAUUCUGUGUUAUGGUUUUCUUUCUCGGCACAAAAUGCAAGCACUAGCUGUUUUUCCAGAAGUCAUCACUGGCCACUCAGCUAGCUCACCUAAGGUAUAUUGGCAGGUUAAAGCUCCUUAGUUGUCUGCCAUAGGCUUAAAGAACUAAAGUGCUCUGUUUUGAUUUUCUGACAACUUUCCCCAAUUUUAUGCUUAUAAAAGUAUAUAGUAUCCGUCCACUUAAGGAAAAGGUAGGUGAGAAUUCAUCGGAAGAU
Prinia subflava (tawny-flanked prinia) is the source of this 8341-nucleotide messenger RNA. It is a transcript of the gene COL21A1, whose product is annotated as collagen type XXI alpha 1 chain. Bases 224 to 3097 code for a protein of 957 amino acids. The record is from RefSeq and is a predicted model, not a curated record. The transcript is spliced from 31 exons. NCBI's taxonomy places the organism in Eukaryota, Metazoa, Chordata, Aves, Passeriformes, Cisticolidae.